AACUCUUUGUAUCAUAAGCGACCAUUCUUUCCGUCACAAACAUGGCGCUCAACUUCGUGGCCCAGGUGCACCCUGUGGUGUUUUUUAGCAUUGUCGAUUCCUACGAAAGACGAAAUCCAGAUGCCCAUCGUGUAAUCGGCACCCUACUAGGAACCGUUGGCGUAGAUAAGGGUGCCGUAGAGAUUACAAAUUGCUUCUGCGUUCCUCACAAUGAAUCCAAAGAAGAGGUCGCAGUGGAACUGGACUUUGCUAAAGACAUGUACGAGUUACAUCGCAAGGUGAACCCCAGCGAGGUCAUAGUUGGAUGGUGGGCAACUGGUCAUGAAAUCACAGACCACUCACUCCUUAUCCAUGAUUAUUAUUCACGAGUGACAAGCAACCCAAUUCACCUCACUGUUGAUACAACUUUACAUGGAGGUCGCAUGAACAUUAAGGCCUAUGUAAGUGCUAGCAUGGGUGUUCCAGGACGUACUCCAGGCACAAUGUUUGCCCCAAUUCCUGUGUCAACUGUCUCCUAUUCUCCAGAGAUUGUUGGAACUAAUGUUGCUCAGAAGAGCAAGUACAGCAGACCUAGAAUAGUAGACCCAACCUCAGAUCUUCAUCAGAUAUCAGAAGCUACAACGAACAUGGAAUCUGCUUUGGAUAUUCUUAUUGCUUACGUAGAUGAUGUCCUAAGUGGGAAAGUUCAGGCAGACAAUUAUAUUGGUCGUGAGCUGACAAAGAUUGUGAACAGGGUUCCUAAGAUGUCUGCACAUGAUUUUGAGGAGAUGCUGAACACAAACAUGAAGGAUCUGUUGAUGGUGAUGUAUCUCUCUCAGCUUACCAAGGUGAAUGUGAGCCUGAAUGAGAAACUUACAAUGCUGGUUGCAACCCAGUAACCUUGAGUGAGAAUUAACUACUGAAAAUGCUUUGCAAUUGUUGGCUGGCAAGAUGGUAUCUGAUGUGACACUGUCAGCAAGAUGUUAAAUUAAAACUAGUUCAGUGCUAUGUUUUGGAAAAUAAACUUAAAGGUGACGUCA
Molecule: messenger RNA, 1019 nt
Organism: Penaeus vannamei (Pacific white shrimp)
Lineage: Eukaryota; Metazoa; Arthropoda; Malacostraca; Decapoda; Penaeidae
Product: eukaryotic translation initiation factor 3 subunit F-1
Biological process (GO): translational initiation
Cellular component (GO): eukaryotic translation initiation factor 3 complex, eIF3m
Molecular function (GO): metallopeptidase activity; translation initiation factor activity; translation initiation factor binding
Source: RefSeq, a predicted model, not a curated record